Molecule: messenger RNA, 2460 nt
Organism: Vespa crabro (European hornet)
Lineage: Eukaryota; Metazoa; Arthropoda; Insecta; Hymenoptera; Vespidae
Exons: 2
Coding region: 1294-2460 (388 amino acids)
Source: RefSeq, a predicted model, not a curated record
UGCAAGGACCGAUGUCUUUUGUACUAUAAACGAUAUUUCUUAUUGUACUAUGCGUGAAUAAUUUCAUGUAUGUUCGAGAGACAAAAAGAAUUGUAAAUUGUUUAAUAAAGAAAACUUUUGUCAUGGUUUAUACGAGAGGAGAGUAAGAAAAAGAUGAAACGAGAGAAAAAGACAGAGGCAUGUAUACUUGAACUUUGUACCUUCGAUAAGGGUACUCGUUCGCAAAACUUCUUCGUAACUAAUGUUUAACCAUCCAUAAACAAAAAGUAAACUCAGCGAUGUAAAACGUAACAUAAACGGACGCUAAUCAAACUUAUGGGAAAGCCAAUGUGUUAAAAUGCGACACCAAACAUUAAUCGGAAAUGGAAGAUGAUAACACCGAGUCGUAAAUACUCGUUAUCGUCAAAAUGCAUUUUGUAUUGCAUUCCAAAGUAUUCGAUGACAUUCAUCAAGGCAUGUACCGUUCGAUAAAAUCUAUUCAAUUCAAUAAUUUACAUUUUAAGAUAUAUAAUAGCAUUUUAUUUUUGUCUAAACGUAGAUUAUUCUAAUAUCAAAAGUAUAACCGUGAAACACAUUUGAAUUAAUUAUAUAUUCAAUUGAUUUUUAUUUGCAAUAAUUUCUCUACGACUCGUAUGGAUUCGUCUACCGUUAUAUAUUUCAUUCAAAAAUUUAACGAAUCUUGAUAUUAUAAAAUAGUACGAUAAAUCUCGAUAGAUGAAUUAAUAAUACAUAAAUUUUAAUUGAUUCAAUAAUUUCUUAAUUCGAUUUAUAUCUUAAUAGGAAAGUUCCCUAUCGCAUAAAUUUCUCAAUUAUCUACAAUGUGAUUCACACUUCUACUGUCAUUAUAAUUACGUAUUCUAUGAAUAAAGGAAAAAAGAGAGAGAGAGAGAGAGAGAGAGAGAGAGGAACAAAGAAAUAAAAAAAAAAAAGAAAAGAUUGAUAAGAGAUGAGGAAUGAGAUGAGACUGAUGGAUAUAAUUUAUUUUUUAAAGUUACAUCUCGAACGAGUCACACAAAUAAUCAGUUUUAUUGAAUAAUGUUGCGAAAGAAAGAGAAGUGGGAAAAUAAGAGAGAGAGAGAGAGAGAGAGAGAGAGAGAAAUAAAACAAGAGGAAAAACGUUCUUCGAGAAGCUUGACGAGCUCCGCGAUAAAUACAUGUGCAUAAAAUAUAUAUACACACAUAAGAGGUAAAUAGAAUAGUACAUAUAAUAGAAUAAAAAUGUAAGGACGUCGAUGAUUCACAAAGCAUGCACUUUAAUUAUUGUCGUCAGUGCCGAACGAUAUAUCGAAGAAGAUGCAUCGUAUGGCAAGGCUUUUCUUCACGAGUUUUCUCUUUUUCGUUGAAAACACAGCCACACCAACAUCACCAUCACUAUCGAUAAGACCAUCAACGAAAUGGAACGACUAUCAUCGGAUAGAUCUGCCAAAGAAAUGUUGUAUCGAGGGUUAUCUCUUCGACGAGGAGCUGACGUGCGUGAAGGUCAUCGAGGAUAAUCAUUUUUCGAAGGAAAUGGAGACGGAAAUACGUGCUCAUGGGUUCUCAUGCGAGAAGAACGUUGCAAUGUUGAUGGAACGUGGUCCAAACGAUUCCUGGACUUACACGACGAUCGACGUCCCAAAUGAUUAUUGUCUCGAAACGAUGACGAAUGGGAGCCAAGUGUUGGCCAAGUGUCCGGAUUUAUUAAAGAUUCAUGAAAAUACGUCAACUACGUCGAUCUUAUCAACCACGACAAUGAGAAUUAAUAACGAGAGUAUUGAGACUACGAUGAUAUGCGAUAACAAGAAUCGUACGAAAAAAUUAGAAGCCAUAUUUUGGGGUGCAAAAACUUAUAUGCUGACGAACAUAGCCCAUAUGAUACUUUGCAUCGUCGUCGUAGUAACAUAUUUGUCCGUAUCUGAAUUACGUAAAGGUGUCUACAAUCGUGCAGUUCUUCGACACAACAUAUCCUUGUUGGGAUUGGGUUGUAUACUAACGUUUCUGAGUUACUGUCAGUACUCCUUGGACGAUAACCUGACCAUCCUACUUUGGCUUCUUCUACAAUAUUUCACCCUGGCGACGGUAUUCUGGCUGAACGUGAUCUGCUUCGACAUGACCCUCUCUAUCACAAGAUUCCGUUGGACGGUUGGACUCGGUGCUAACAACGAGAGAGACAAAUACAGGAGAUUGCUUCUAUACGGUGUUUUCGCUUGGGGUGGUGCGCUUCUACCAACGGUCGUUGCUGGCAUCUUCGAAUACACACCAGGAAUACCAAAGAACUUCCCGUUGAAGCCCAAUUACGUUCGGUAUUGCUUGGGCCCAAACCCAACGGCUUUAUCUAUUGAUGGGUGCACCCUGGUUCUUUGGGACUCUCUUUGCAUGUUUCAACAAACUCGUCAUCCUAAAGAUCUGUCGUCUAAUCCAGCCCAUACUAUGGCUCUUCAUGUUAUUAACACGGAAGAAUAUCAGACAAAAGAUAGCUGA